ACCUCCUACCAGAGGUCUGAAGCUUUUAGCAUUUGGAUGCCCUUGUUGACCACCAAAUCAAUGAAGUUCGGAUCAUCAUAGAAUUGUAGGUCUUUAUGGUUCCAAUUGUAAAAAUUUUCUUCUUUUCUGCAUGAUGCUGCUAUAAUUUGGAUGUUUCUUUGAAUUCACUUUAAAGCAGCAAGUGUCAUUCCUAUUAUUACUUGAGCAGCCUUGUCCUAGUUGAACGGAAUGUUUAUCACUGAAUUGAGAUUUAACGGGCGGAGGUGCAUGAAUGGGCCGAGUCAAGAUUUCGUGAAGUUAAGAUGGACUUUCUUGGGCUUUGAUCAAUCAUUGCUAAAAGGUUAGAACUAAUUAAUUAGGUAGUUAACCAUUCACUCUUAUAAACCUUUGAAUUCUUUAUAAUCUUUAGACUUUAUCACAAUGUUCUAACAGUAUUCUUGAUGUUAAUCAGAUUUAUAAGUAUUCUUGAUGUUAAUCAGACAUGUAAGUGUAUGUCAUAACAGUUUCUUAGACAUUUAUUGUGAACAUUUUUAGUGUUCUUGUAUGGACUUUAUAAUGGUGACAAUACACCACUAGAGCCAAUAUCUGAGAUAAGAAGGGUUUGGUUGAUUAGGCCAGCCAAUUUUUCAACGCCUUAAGACUAAUUUGUGGACUUAUUAUAAGAAUCUACAAUAUGUAUCUGAAAAGAUUAAAGUAAUUCUAAAAUAGGAAUUAUCUGUUGUGGACUUGUGGAUCAUAUCCAUAUCCAGCAUCUAUUUAAGUCUGUCAACGAUUCCAUCUUAGCUUGUUUCUCUCCUCAACUCUCUUUCAUAAAAGAAGUUGCUAGCUAAAUUUAGCAGCAGCAACCAAAAAAAGAAGUGUCUUCCCAAUUUAGCCAGCAGCAACACAACCAUCAUCAUCAUUAUCAACAAGAAGAAGAUGGGUUCAGAGACUUUCCUAGAGGUGAUAUUGGCCGUUAUCCUACCUCCUGUUGGGGUCUUCCUGCGUUAUGGCUGUGGAGUGGAGUUCUGGAUUGAUUUGUUGCUGACCGUAUUGGGAUAUAUUCCAGGGAUUGUAUAUGCCAUUUAUGUAUUGGUCGGAUAGUUAAGGUUUUAUUAUUUUUUUUCUUUUUUUUUUUCUAUUAGUUGGGGAACAUGUGUGUGCUGUUUCAGAUCAAUGUCUGUUCAAUAUGGUUUAUAAUUAAUCAAGAUUUUGCUUUUUCUUAAUUUCAUUGUCUCAAGACUUUUCUCUUGUUUCAAACCUUGUUUUCUAUAUGAAUUGUGAUCAUUAAAUGGUAAUUUACCUCUUGAAUUUCACUCUACUAAUUACUAUAACUGAUCACAAUUAAAGAUUUGAAUUUAAUACUUGCAUCUCCAUGAUAUAUACCAUCUUUUCUUUCAUUUCCUGCAAGUAGCAGGACCUUGAAGCGCUUGUAAAGAUGCAUUCUCAUUCUGCUGAAGACAACAGAAUUUACAAGUUAUCUAAUUUAGAAGGAAAGCUUAAAUGACCUAUAAAUUCGUUUA
This is a messenger RNA of Hevea brasiliensis (rubber tree), 1502 nucleotides long. RefSeq names its product salt stress-induced hydrophobic peptide ESI3-like. The transcript is spliced from 2 exons. Gene Ontology annotation, cellular component: membrane. The record is from RefSeq and is a predicted model, not a curated record. NCBI's taxonomy places the organism in Eukaryota, Viridiplantae, Streptophyta, Magnoliopsida, Malpighiales, Euphorbiaceae. The coding region runs from base 919 to 1083 and encodes 54 amino acids.